AUGAAUCAGAACGGCUCCGCCAUCAUAGCGAUGGUGGGGAAAGACUGCGUGGCGAUCGCGUCCGAUCUGCGCCUAGGCAUCAACCAAAACCAAACCACGGCGGUGGAUUACUCCAAGCUGCAUAAGAUUCACGACAAGCUGUGGCUCGGUCUCACGGGGCUGAUCGCGGAUCAGCUCACGCUGGCGCAAAAGCUUCGAUUUAAGCACGAUAUGUACGAACUCAGGGAGAACCGAGUGAUGUCGCCGAAGGUGUUUGCGAGUGUGGUGAGCACGACGCUGUAUGAGAAGCGAUUCCAGCCAUACUACACCGAGCCGGUGGUCGCUGGGUUGGACAAAGACGGGAAGCCGUACAUCACGAGCAUGGACCUGAUCGGGGCGGACGCAUCGGCGGACGAUUUCGUCGUGGCUGGGGACAACGUGGAGUCGCUCUUUGGCGUGUGCGAGUCAUUUUAUAGGAAGGAUUUAGAGCCCGACGAGUUGUUCAACGUUAUCGGUAACUGCUUGAACGCCGGCGUGAACCGCGAUUGUUUGAGCGGUUGGGGGGGUAUCGUGACAUUGAUCACCAAGGAUGGGCCGAUCACGCGUACGUUGAAGAACCGUAUGGAUUAG
Messenger RNA from Ostreococcus tauri, 609 nucleotides. Its product is annotated as Proteasome B-type subunit. The record is from RefSeq and is a predicted model, not a curated record. The coding region runs from base 1 to 609 and encodes 202 amino acids. Gene Ontology annotation, cellular component: proteasome core complex; proteasome core complex, beta-subunit complex. The transcript is spliced from 2 exons. Gene Ontology annotation, biological process: proteasome-mediated ubiquitin-dependent protein catabolic process. NCBI's taxonomy places the organism in Eukaryota, Viridiplantae, Chlorophyta, Mamiellophyceae, Mamiellales, Bathycoccaceae.